AUGUCUUCCCGUUACAAGCUCACUUAUUUCUAUUUUCGGGCAAAAGGUGAAAACAUCCGUCAAAUCUUGACUCUAGCUGGCGUCGAGUUCGAGGAUGUGAGAGUGCAUUGGGACAAGUGGCAACAAAUCAAGAAUGAGCAACCAUUCGGCCAAUUACCCCUAAAAAGGUUGGCCGGGGAAAACGAAUGGGAAGCGGCUCAAAUUGACGCGCUCUCCGAUCAAUUUGAGGAUUUUUUCCAAGAGAUUCGACCAUUUUACAAAACCUACAAUAAGCUGAUUGAGGGGAAUUUGAAUGAUGUCUAUGAUAAAAUCGUGGAACCAGCCCGGGACAAGCAUUUACCCAUUUUCUCCAAGUAUUUGGCCGAAAGCUCGAGUGGAUUUCUGGUUGGCUCAAAAUUGUCAUGGAUUGACACUCAACUUGCCGAUCACAUGUACACGUUUACCGAGUUUCGACCCGACUACGCUCGAAGAUAUCCACAGAUUGAAGCCCCGUUUUUCAAGUUUUUUUUGUUGUCAAAUAUGGUUCACUACAAGCUUGUUUACUUUCCCGCGAAAGGACUCGCCGAAACACCCCGUCAACUCUUCGCAUUGGCUGGUGUCGAUUACGAAGAUGUACGGAUUCCGAAAGAAGAAUGGCCACAGCAUAAACCAAAUGCCCCAUUUGGCACAGCUCCAUGGCUGGAAGUUGAUGGGAAGAAAUUGGCCCAAUCAAGAGCAAUUAAUCGUUACUUGGGCAAGAAAUUCGGUUAUGCCGGUAAAGAUGACUUUGAGUCGGCUCAAAUCGAUGCUUGGGGUGAUCAAUUUAGCGACUACAUCGUUGACAUCAGAACGUAUCUCCCGGUGGCUGCUGGGAUGGCUGAAGGAGAUAAAGAGAAAUUGUACAAAGAAGUCGUUGAACCGGCUAGGGAGAAAUUCUUCCCGUUGGUGGUGAAACGACUUAGCGAGAACGAAGCUGGGUUUUUGGUUGGCGAUAAACUCUCGUGGGCGGAUCUCUUUUUCGCGAAUCAUCUCGAGUAUUUUGUCACCGGUGGCUUCAAUUCUUCAGAUUAUUUAGAUAAAUAUCCAGAGCUGCUUGCUUAUCAAAAACGAAUUCACAACAUCCCGGAGAUCAAGAAAUGGAUCGAGAAACGCCCACAAACUGCACUU
Messenger RNA from Mesorhabditis belari, 1146 nucleotides. The record is from the annotation of a GenBank genome assembly. Lineage: Eukaryota; Metazoa; Nematoda; Chromadorea; Rhabditida; Rhabditidae.